Molecule: messenger RNA, 1071 nt
Organism: Gordionus sp. m RMFG-2023
Lineage: Eukaryota; Metazoa; Nematomorpha; Gordioida; Chordodea; Parachordodidae
Product: zinc finger MYM-type protein 1-like
Exons: 1
Coding region: 1-1071 (356 amino acids)
Source: RefSeq, a predicted model, not a curated record
AUGCAUAAACAUGAAAAUUUUAAGCUGCAAUUAACAGCUACUAUACCACAAAAACUUGCAUUCUUAAUGCAACAUCCUAUACAACCAAUAAAUAGUGAAUAUGAUAAAUUAUAUUAUCUAAUGAUAAUGAAUGAAAAAAUACCUAGAAAAUGGAUUACAAUAGAACUAAUGUGCAAUAAAGCCAAAGCUGUGUACUGCUCAAUCUGCCUGGCAUUUGCAGUAUGUGAAAACACUUUUACAACAGGCUCAACAAAUUUUCGUCAUAUGCAUUCAGUAAUUAAAAUACAUGAAACAAAAGUACAUAUUAGUGCUGUCGAGGCCUACCUCAGAUCAUCAAAAAAUAAGUCAUUUGAUAAUUCAAUUAGUAUUAAAAUAUUAAAUGAAAAAAAUCGACAAAUUUAUAGCAAUGUCCACAUAAUAAAACAAAUAUUUGAAAUAAUAAAGUUUUUAGGCAAACAAAACUUACCCUAUAGAGGAUCAAAUGUUACUGAAACACUUAGCCACUUUGUAAAUGAAAAUUUGAAUCAUGGGAAUUUCCUGGAAAUGAUUCGUAUUAUAUCAAAAAAUGAUCAAAUAUUAAGAGAUCAUUUAGAGAAGGCUAUUUUAAAGAGCAAACGUAGAAAAAAAAAGCUUAAACUCUCUGAAAAAUCAAAGGGAAGAGGUUCUCUCAUAACCUUGUUGUCGAAAACAACUGUUAACAAAGUUAUAGAUGUUGUUCUUGAUCAGAUCAGGAAUUUAAUAAAAAAGGAGAUUGGUAACAAACGUUUUAGUUUGCAAAUGGAUAGUACUCAAGACAUUAGUGUUUAUGAUCAAGCAACUAUUUGCCUACGAUACAUAUAUAAUGGCAAAAUAACAGAAAGGCUUUUUGCACUUACAAAAGUUACAAACUCUUCUGGAAAAGGAUUUUUUGAUAUCUUGAGUGAAUGCUUUUUAAAACAUGGAAUUCAAAUGAGAAAUAUAAUUGGAGAAUUAUUUAAUGGUGCGGCAAAUAUGAGGGGUGAAUUAGUUGGGUUGCUAGCUCUUAUUAGACAACAGCAGGGAUUCGAACCGAACCCAAACCCGGAGAAGUGA